Molecule: messenger RNA, 1716 nt
Organism: Paramecium primaurelia
Lineage: Eukaryota; Ciliophora; Oligohymenophorea; Peniculida; Parameciidae
Source: the annotation of a GenBank genome assembly
AUGUAGAACCAAAGCAAAUUAUAAUAAGAGUAUAGUAAUUAUGUUAAAUAAAUACUCUCAAUACUUAGAAUUAAAUGCAAUAAUGAAUAUAUAUUUUAGUAAAUAUUGAAAGGUAAUCAGAUUGAAUAAAAGUAUAUUAAUAAUUUAAUAACCAAUUUGAAUGGUAUGUAUAAUAUUGCAAAUAACCAUGUGAUAGAAUUAAAGGGAUUAUAAAAAAUUAAAAGAUGGUGUUCUUUGGAACUGUUUGGUGGUUUAAAUGAAUUUAGGGCAAUGAUAUAAUUGAAAAAUUAAAAUGCAAAGAGAAUAAUGAUUAUCAAUGGAAAAUCUAAAAUUGAUUGUAUGUAUUUAAUCAAUCAAUUGGAUGAUUAACCAAAUAAUACAGUACUCUUUUGUAAUCCAAAUGGUGGUUAUUAUGAAUAUAUGUUCUAUGAUGUAAUCUAUGUAAUUAUAUCUAGUGUAAUUGGUUUAGAUUCUAUGAAAAUCAUUAAAUUAAUGUUAUAGUGUGGAAUUAUAGAUAAUAUGGUUAAAGUACUGGUUAAAUUAAUCCAAAAGCUCUUCUUUAAGAUGCAAAUACAUUAGUCAAUUAUUUUAGAGAACAUUACAAUAUAACUAGGUUUGGAAUCUAAGGAUAUUCAUUAGGUGGAUCAAUAGCUGGGGAAGUGGCUUUAUUAAAUAAUUUAGAUUUUUUGAUAGUUGAUAGAACAUUUUCAUCUAUAGGAUAGGUAGCUUCAAAGUGUUUUAGUAGUCGUAUAAGAAUGUUACUUAAUAUAUUAACAGAUUGGGAUAAACCUUAAUAUAUGAAUUAUUGGAAUUAUAAAGGACAUAAAUUAAUUGUACAAGAUUCAAAAGAUGAAAUAAUUCCUUAUGUUGCUUAAUUAUAAGUAGCAAUAGCAAGAGAAUGGUUUAGUCCUUUUAAAGAGAAAUAUUUUAAUAAGAUUACAUCUAUGUUAGAUUAAGAAUCAUCUAAUUUUUAGAAUUUCUUUAAUUAAAAUAUUUUAAAUAAUUAAUAAAUGAAGUUAUUAGUAAAUAGUUUAAGUAGAGUAGUAAAUUUAAUUGUGAAAUUAAAUUUAUUGGAAUAAUAAAUGGAAUAUCUUUAAGAUAGAACUUUAAUAAAUAUGAAUACUAAUUAAUAAAUUCACAAUUAAUAAAAUUAUGUUUAAAUGAUUACAGUUGAGGAAUUAGAAAGAUUAUAACCACUCUUAUAUUCAAUGAUUGAAAUAAUGUAUUUCUUAAAAUACAAUAAUACAGUUUUAAUUGAUCUAUUAAUUUACAAUUAAGAUAAUUUUGAAGAGAAAGUAUAGUGUUUUUUUGCAUGUUGUUUUACUUUUGGGAUGCAUGAUAAUCAUAAUAAUUUUAUAUAAUAGUAUUCAAUCUAUAGAUAAGCCAUGACUGAAUUCUUGAAUUUAGAGGGAAAUCAAAAUGAUUGGGAGAAUGUAUAUUUAAUUAAUAAAAUAGUUAAAAUUAGAUGGUUAAAUAAUAUUAGAUUAAUUCAAUAAAAUAGUUGAUAGAUUUUCAGAAUAUAUGGAUGAUACAUAAUAGACAUAUAAUCUUAAUUAAUCUACAGAAAGAGGAGCCAAUAUUGAAAUGAAAUUGACAUCUCAUUACAUAACAAAAAUUGGAUAAUUAAUUAAUGUGGAUUGUGGACAUAACAAUAAUUUGACUGAAUUAGAUUUUAAUCAUGUAAAGACAUUCUUUAGAUAGAUAGGAAUUUAAUGA